UCAUGAGUUGGUGUAUGGGGUUGCGAGUGCAUGUUCCAGCAAUACCUUUGUUCUUAUUUUUGCACAACUAACGGCUAGGUAUGGCGUGGCCGUACGUGGGUUUGCUCUGCGUCCUCAUAUGUCUUCAGUCGACGCAGGCAAGCACGGACGUCACUGACUGCCCCAAAACUUUAGAUGGCAAGUCGACGCAGGAAAUCACGGACAACACUGGCUGCCCCAUAGCUUUCGAUGGCAAAUGUAAAUGUGGGCUGAGCAGAUACCCCAACAGCCCUCACCUGCCCGACGCCAAGAAGCGGUACAUCGUGAACUGCACCAACACGGGCUUCACCAACGCCUCAAUGCUCACGUGUCUCCCAAUCGAAACGGAAGUGCUAAUUUUCACUGGCAACAGAAUUGGUCCAUUACCCAAGAAUGUUUUAGGGAACACUAAAGACUACGACGACCUCGAAAUCAUGGAUCUUUCCAACAACGGCAUCACCUUCAUCCCCGGCAAAGCUUUCCACAAGGUGUUCAACGUACGCACACUUAUCUUGAACCACAACGACAUUGAGAUCAGUGAGCGUGAGAGGCCUCGAGUCUUCUAUGGCUUUGAGAGUUUGGAGAACUUGCACCUCACCAAUGCCUUCACCGAGUCCGUGAAUUCAUCGUUCUACUUGCUGAGCUUGGAGGAUAUUUUCUUCGAGAGCGACUUGCGGUUACUCGUCAAGCUUCAUUUGGAACAGAAUGAGAUCUACACCAUCGGCAGAAAUGCCAGCAUAUUUUGUCAACUACCGUCGUUGAAUCACCUUUAUCUUGGAGACAAUCGCCUUUCGGACAUGGACUUUAGGCUCGACUGUAUGCCGGGAUUGACAUACGUUGACCUGCAGCGUAACAACAUCAACCGAUUAUCCUCCGAAGCAAUUUCUACUAUCGAGCAAUUUUCUCGUCAGUCAAACUUCACCAUCGAACUCCGGAAGAAUCCAUUCAUUUGUGACUGCUACAUAUGGUCCUUCGUUUCUUGGUUGAAGUCAACCAAAGUCGUAUUGAGAGAUUCGGAUGAUUAUAAAUGCGCUGAAGGGAUAUCAGACACGCUCAUAGGAAAGACACUCAAGAAUUUGGAUAAAAAUCAGCUCCAGUGUCCAACGCGUCCCGUCCACAUAGAAGAGAAGUCUUCAUCCACUUCUGCUGUAGCGACAUUAUCCUUCAUUUUGGCUUUUGUCACGGCUAUUUUGCUAGCCAUUGUUUACUAUCAGCGAAUGAAAAUUAGGAAUCACGUCAUGCCAUACUACGAGUACGUCACGAGGAAGAUUGGCUACAGUGGACUGGCUAGCGAAGAAGCUCCGAAAGUUGUGGCGGUUUGAAAUCCUUAAAUAUUAAUACAGGAAAGCACUUGAGAGUGGUAACUGGUAAGUAUCCUGCCUAGUCGCGUGUUUCACAUUCACUAAGCUGACUUGAUCGAACGCGAUGCAUGUGAUCAUGAAUGAAGAUUCAAUACUUAUAAAAUUAUGAUAUGUUGUUAUUUACAGCAACGACCGCCUAACAGGUAGGUAGAAGUUCAACGAAUAUUUCAAGUUCCUUUUAAAGUUUAAAACAAGGUUGGGCAAAAUAGAGCGGGUGGGCCACAUGCCGAACGUUUGCAUGUUCACGAAAUGAUUUUAUGUAGUUUUUAAUUUUAUAGUUUAAUUGCUUCUCCCAUAAAAUUUUUUACUUC
This is a messenger RNA of Hyalella azteca, 1690 nucleotides long. RefSeq names its product trophoblast glycoprotein. Gene Ontology annotation, cellular component: membrane. Gene Ontology annotation, molecular function: protein binding. Bases 81 to 1340 code for a protein of 419 amino acids. The record is from RefSeq and is a predicted model, not a curated record. The transcript has 4 exons. NCBI's taxonomy places the organism in Eukaryota, Metazoa, Arthropoda, Malacostraca, Amphipoda, Hyalellidae.